AGCCUUACCUGUAACUCCCUAAAGAGGCUCAGGAGGGUCUGAAAGAUGUGGGGCUGAGCUAGGACUGACAGGGCGAGUAGCUACAGCAGAGGCUAUCCCCAAGGUCAGCUCUCCUUUCCUGCUUGGCCUGGAAAGGGUUAAGUGAGAGGGCCUUCCUCACUCCUCCCUGCCGGGAUUCCAGGCCUGGCUUCUGCACUUUACCCUACAGCCUGCCCAGAACUGCACUUUACCCUACAGCCUGCCCAGAACAAAGGCUCUUUCACACCGGUGUCCCAGUGUCCCGGGCCUUCGUUGACUUUGAAGCUAGUGGGCCUCGGGGAGAGGACCUCUGUCGGGUCCAGCAUAAGCAACGCCGCCUGGGGCCAGUGUGGGGGAGUGAGGGGCAGGCCCAGGGACCCGGAGGAGGGGCCUGUGAGCUGGGGCCGCCCCCGGGAUAAGCCCAGCCUUUUGGGGGCCGUAGCGGAGGAGCCGGGGGUAAGCCCGGCCUUUUGGGGGCCGUAGCGGAGGAGCCGGGGCGGAGCCGCUGGGACCCGGCGGAGCGCUGGGAGAACAGCUGCCACCAAAGCAAGACUGGACACUCUGUGCCCAGAGUCCCCUCUGCAGCUGGCCUCCUCUCCGGGGACCCUGCUCAUCCUCACCUCGCUUUCCUUUCCCUCCAUGCCUGGCUCCCAUCAGGGCCCUGGAACAGCGGUAGGCAAGGAAAGUUUGUCACAGCAGCCAGAGGGGUCUAACGGGAGUGCAAGAGGGACAGGGGCUGCCUCUGCCCUCUGUCCAAGAACUGCCCACCUCUUUCAAGACCAGGGGAGCAGCGGGAGGAAUUGUGGGGCACCGUGGUGCUUGCUCGCCCCACCCUUCUGAGGGGUCAACAAGGGAAGGGGCACCUGGGGGGCACAGAGAUGCAGGACAGAUUGCACAUCCUGGAGGACCUGAAUAUGCUCUACAUCCGGCAGAUGGCGCUCAGCCUGGAGGACACAGAGUUGCAAAGAAAGCUAGACCAUGAGAUCCGGAUGAGGGAAGGGACCUGCAAGCUGCUGGCGGCCUGCUCCCAGCGAGAGCAGGCUCUGGAAGCCACCAAGAGCCUGCUAGUGUGCAACAGCCGCAUCCUCAGCUACAUGGGCGAGCUGCAGCGGCGCAAGGAGGCGCAGGUGCUGAGGAAGACAGGCCGGCGGCCUUCUGACAGUGGGCCGCCCGCUGAGCGCUCCCCCUGCCGUGGCCAGGUCUGCAUUUCUGAUCUCCGGAUUCCACUCAUGUGGAAGGACACAGAAUAUUUCAAGAACAAAGGCGACCUGCACCGUUGGGCUGUGUUCUUGCUGCUGCAGAUAGGGGAACACAUUCAGGACACGGAGAUGAUCCUGGUGGACAGGACCCUCACAGACAUCUCCUUUCAGAACAACGUGCUCUUUGUCGAGGCAGGGCCAGACUUUGAACUGCGGCUGGAGCUGUAUGGGGCCUGCGUGGAAGAGGAGGGGGCCCUGGCUGGAGCCCCCAAGAGGCUUGCCACCAAACUCAGCAGCUCGCUGGGCCGCUCCUCGGGGAGGCGUGUGCGGGCAUCUCUGGAGACAGCUGGGGGCUCAGGGAGCAGUCCCAUCUUGCUCCCCACCCCGGCUGUUGGUGGUCCUCGUUACCACCUCUUGGCUCAUACCACACUCACCCUGGCAGCAGUGCAAGAUGGGUUCCGCACACAUGACCUGACCCUCGCCAGUCAUGAGGAGAACCCCGCCUGGCUGCCCCUUUAUGGUAGCGUGUGUUGCCGUCUGGUGGCUCAGCCUUUCUGCAUGACUCAGCCUACUGCAAGUGGUACCCUCAGGGUGCAGCAAACUGGGGAGCUGCAGGACUGGGUGCGAGUGCAUGGAGUCUUGAAAGGCACAAACCUCUUCUGUUACCGGCAACCUGAAGACACAGACACUGGGGAGGAGCCGCUGUUUACUAUUGCGAUCAACAAGGAGACUCGAGUCCGGGCAGGGGAGCUGGACCAGGCAGCGGGCCGGCCCUUCACCCUGAGCAUCAGUAACCAGUAUGCGGAGGAUGAGGUGACACACACCCUUCAGGCAGAGAGUCGGGGAGCCCUGCAGAGCUGGAUGGAAGCUCUGUGGCAGCUUUUCUUUGACAUGAGCCAGUGGAAGCAGUGCUGCGAUGAAAUAAUGAAAAUUGAAACCCCUGCUCCUCGGAAACCACCCCAAGUACUGGCCAAGCAGGGGUCCUUGUACCAUGAGAUGGCUAUUGAGCCGAUGGAUGACAUCGCAGCGGUGACAGACAUCCUGGCCCAGCGGGAGGGCACGAGGCUGGAGACGCCCCCACCCUGGCUAGCAGUGUUUACAGACCAGCCUGCCCUGUCUGGCCCCUGCUCGCCUGCUUCAGUGGCCCCAACCCCAGCCCAGACCCAUUCCCUGCCCUGCGGGAGACCCCGAACGUUAUCCCUGGAUGCUGUCCCCCCAGACCACUCCCCUGGGGCUUCUCACUCGGUUGCCCCUCUACCCCCGAAGCGGUCCCCACAGUCCAGAGGCCUCUGCAGCAAAGGCCCACCCGACACUUGGCUCCAGUCCCCAGUGUGAGAUGGUGCACUGGCAACAGGAUCUGGUCAGAAGAGGAGAUGAGCUGUGUGCAGUUGGGCUCUGGAUUCGGCGCUCUUUGUAGCAGCUUGGCCAGCUUGGCCUCCCCUUCCUCUGCUGGACUGGGGAUAGGCUGGGGAGGGGGAGCAGA
Messenger RNA from Lagenorhynchus albirostris (white-beaked dolphin), 2700 nucleotides. RefSeq names its product rhotekin (gene RTKN). The record is from RefSeq and is a predicted model, not a curated record. Gene Ontology annotation, cellular component: actomyosin contractile ring. The coding region runs from base 897 to 2552 and encodes 551 amino acids. Gene Ontology annotation, biological process: actomyosin contractile ring assembly; signal transduction; mitotic cytokinesis. The transcript has 13 exons. NCBI's taxonomy places the organism in Eukaryota, Metazoa, Chordata, Mammalia, Artiodactyla, Delphinidae.